GCACUUCAAACACUGUCACUACUUCUGCCUUUUCAGUGUAGAGAGCCCCACAAAUAGCAGGUAUACAGUGGAGAGGAGAGCAACAGUCAGUCACUCAGCCGCAAGCCCUGGGUAAAACUCUUGGUGUGGAGAUGGAGACAAAUGUCAUGCAAGACAGACCUGAGAGGAAUCAUUAUAGCGAUGGCAUGAAGACAUUGCUGAAUGGCAGACCCUGCCUGCAGCCUCUGCCUCUUUUCCUCAAGCCCCCAAGAUUCCCUCCACUUGGGGACAGCCUCAACAGGGGAUUCCCAGGUUUUGGGGCCCAACACUUCAUGGGGUUCGAGAGAUUCCACGGUGGCUUGGAAGAAGGAUCUCGGAAACGCAAAAGGACACCUUUCAAAGCGAAUCCCCAAGAACUGGAAUCCACCGACGAAGUGACAGAGGAAAUUGGCGCUAAGACAGUGGACCGGCCUCACCUGUCAUAUCAUCUCCCUCAGCACGUUCCAGCUCCCUUCCCUAGAUACAGUCCCCAGAUGAUAGACCUAAAUAGGUUUCAGCUCUAUAGAUCACUGGAGCGAUUUGAUGGCAUGCAGAUAAAGCAGGAACCGGUCAAACCUGAGGGAAUAUGGCCUCCUGGUCCUCUCCUGAUGCACCCUUCGCCUUCUUAUUUCCCUAAAAUCCACCCAGGGAUAAUCCCCUUUCCUUUCCUCAUACCCAGCCCAACCAUGCAUUUCUCCCAUGGGCUGUAUCGGAGGGAGCUCCUGGGCAGGCACAGGAGAAGCCCAAAUACAAAUGACAGCGGGCUGAAUGCUGCAGAAAAGCUGGGAGUCAACAUCCACAUCGAUGACAGCUAUUACGUGGAUGUAGGUGAGAAUCAGAAGCGCUGGAAGUGCCGCAUGUGCGAGAAGUCCUACACCUCAAAGUACAACCUGGUGACUCACAUCCUGGGCCACAGUGGCAUCAAGCCUCAUGGUUGCAGUCAGUGUGGGAAGCUCUUCAAACAACUGAGCCACCUGCACACCCACAUGCUCACUCACCAAGGCACCAGGCCGCACAAGUGCCAGGUGUGCCACAAGGCCUUCACCCAGACCAGCCACCUGAAGAGACACAUGAUGCAGCACAGUGACGUCAAGCCCUACAGCUGUGGCAUCUGUGGGAGGGGCUUUGCCUAUCCCAGCGAGCUGAAAGCCCACGAGGUGAAACAUGAGAGGGGCCAGGAAAACAUUUGUGUUGACUGCGGCCUGGAUUUCCCAACUCUGGCCCAGUUAAAGAGGCACCUGACUGUUCACCGCGGCCCAACACAGUACAGCUGCACAGAGUGUGAGAAGACCUUUCAGUACCCCAGCCAGCUCCAAAACCACAUGAUGAAGCACAAGGACAUUAGGCCAUACAUCUGCAGCGAGUGCGGCAUGGAGUUUGUGCAACCACACCAUCUCAAACAGCACACCCUAACCCAUAAGGGGGUGAAAGAACACAAGUGUGGCAUCUGUGGGAGAGAGUUCACUCUCCUAGCCAACAUGAAGCGUCAUAUUCUGAUCCACACCAACAUUAGAGCCUACCAGUGCCACCUCUGCUUCAAGAGCUUCGUGCAGAAACAGACUCUCAAGGCCCAUAUGAUUGUCCAUUCUGAUGUCAAGCCUUAUAAAUGCAAGCUGUGUGGGAAGGAGUUUAACAGAAUGCAUAAUUUAAUGGGCCACAUGCACUUGCACUCUGACAGUAAGCCAUUCAAAUGCCUUUACUGCCCCAGCAAAUUCACUUUGAAAGGAAACCUCACAAGACACAUGAAAGUCAAACAUGGCAUCAUGGACAGGGGACUUGAAUCAAGAGGAUUUAGGAGAAGAGUGAGACUCAGAUUAUCAUCACAAGCAGGGAUCAUGGCCAAUUUUGUUCAAGAGGAGCCCUUUGACCUGUCUCAAAAGACUGGAGUGAGGCUGAGUGUCUCUCAGUCUGAUGGAGAGAGUGCCCAAGGCAGCUUAUGUCAAGAGGAGGAAGAGGAAGACAGCUACUACAGCAUGGGCCAGGGCAGCCCUGAACACUAUAGCCACAGCAACCACUCCUGUCUUCCUCCAGAGCUGUCCUGUAAACACAAAGAUCCAGCCGAGCCCCUCAAACCUGGAGACGCAGAUGGUGAUGAAGACAAAGACAAAGAAGAAGAUAGUCUGAACAAAGAACGAGAAAAAGGAGAACAAAAUGAAAAGCAGAAGUAUUACCUUGAAAAUGAAGAGUAUCCUUGUAUCAGAUUUUAUGAAAGCCACACAAGUGCUUCAUCGGGGGAAUUCUACUCUCAGAGUAUUGGAAGGAACUGAAAAUGCAUCUGUGAAAAGCUGAAAAAUAUCAGUUGGGUGAAAAAUAUCAGAUGGGUGAAAUAAAAUGGAUAAACGGAGAGACUUCUUAAAAAUAGUAUUGUUUUUUGAUAAACUUCAGUUUUAAGGAUUGAAAAUAUUGCAUUGCUAUAGACUAUUUAAAGAAAAUUGCUUACUUUUUUGUAGAUGACGAAAUUGCCUUUGAAAAACUGAUGUGUUCAUAUUUAUUGAACAUGCAGCUGAAGAAAAAUCUUCAUCUCAAAAGUUAUGCAGUAUAUUUUGAAAAGGAAGAGUACAAAAUCUUUUGUGAAUGUUUGUAUAUAAAAUAUACAGGAUUUAACACAUCUUAACAAAAAAAGAAAAAAAAGCUGGAAAAUGCCACCUAUAGUUUGAAUAUGCUACGUCAUUUGUGCUAUUUGACAGCUCACAAUUAAUAUAUUUUUCUUAUGAAAAAGUCUAAUUUGAUUUUAUGGAUUUUUACAAGAGAAUAUUGUAUUUUAAAGUAAAGAAAGAGCUUUUACAAUUACUUAAACUACGCAGAGCAAGCUAAUUAUGUUUUUUGUGCUGCUGAUGUUCUUGAUUAGGAUGCUCUAGAGUGCUGCAAUGGGGCAGGCAGAGUGCAUAAUAUGCUACAUAGAGCCAAGGUCAGUAUUGUAGCAAGACUGAAGUGAGAGGUGGAAUAAAAUUGUGGAUUUAAAAUAAUUAUCUAUUUAUAGACCAAUAAAGAAUACAGCUUUACAUUA
Messenger RNA from Lepisosteus oculatus (spotted gar), 3025 nucleotides. It is a transcript of the gene znf366, whose product is annotated as zinc finger protein 366. NCBI's taxonomy places the organism in Eukaryota, Metazoa, Chordata, Actinopteri, Semionotiformes, Lepisosteidae. The record is from RefSeq and is a predicted model, not a curated record.